CAGUCCAACAGCAGGCUUCCUCAUCCACUUCUCUUGCCUUCUCCUCCUUGGUGAAGAAGGUGCACCUCCCCCCCGCAGCCAUGUCCUGCUACGACCUGUGCCGUCCCUGUGGCCCAACCCCGCUUGCCAACAGCUGCAACGAGCCCUGUGUCAGGCAGUGCCAGGACUCCCGGGUGGUGAUCCAGCCCUCUCCCGUGGUGGUGACCCUGCCCGGACCCAUCCUCAGCUCCUUCCCCCAGAACACCGCUGUGGGAUCCACCACCUCCGCUGCUGUUGGCAGCAUCCUGAGUGAGGAGGGAGUGCCCAUCAACUCCGGGGGCUUUAACCUCUCUGGCCUUGGUGGCCGCUACUCGGGCAGAAGGUGCCUGCCCUGCUAAAGCCGGGCUGGGCGUCCAGUGAGUGCAUCGACCAGGAAGCCCAAAGCCGGGUGCCGGACCGAGGAUGGAGCUGCUGGCCAGGGUUUCCAGGGGGCUUGAGCACCCUCGUGCCCUCCCGCAAAGGAGGGAGGGAAGCAAGGUGCCAGCCUGUGCUGCCUGGAAAGACGGCCAGCUGUUGUCUUCUCCUUCGCCUGCUUUCUUCUCCGCAUCAUGAGUCCCUGUUGUCUCCUGCUGUCCUGUGCCACGGGUU
This is a messenger RNA of Aquila chrysaetos chrysaetos, 627 nucleotides long. Its product is annotated as feather beta keratin-like. Gene Ontology annotation, cellular component: intermediate filament. Gene Ontology annotation, molecular function: structural constituent of cytoskeleton. The record is from RefSeq and is a predicted model, not a curated record. NCBI's taxonomy places the organism in Eukaryota, Metazoa, Chordata, Aves, Accipitriformes, Accipitridae.